Molecule: messenger RNA, 5865 nt
Organism: Ceratotherium simum simum (southern white rhinoceros)
Lineage: Eukaryota; Metazoa; Chordata; Mammalia; Perissodactyla; Rhinocerotidae
Gene: TSC1
Product: TSC complex subunit 1
Biological process (GO): negative regulation of TOR signaling; negative regulation of cell population proliferation; regulation of cell cycle
Cellular component (GO): TSC1-TSC2 complex
Source: RefSeq, a predicted model, not a curated record
CGUCCAAAGGGGCUGCCGACCGCGUUCACCUGUCCCUGGGUUCGAGGGGGAGGCGAGACCCCGCUGUGGACUCUUUUUCGUGGCGGAGGCUGCAGUCGGCCGUGGACAUUUCACGACGGGGGGAGGUGCUGUACGUCCAAGAUGGCGGCGCCCUGUAGGCUGGAGGGACUGUGAGGUAAACAGCUGAGGGGGAGGAGACGGUGGUGACCAUGAAAGACACCAGGUUGACAGCACUGGAAACUGAAGUACCGGUUGUUCCCAGAACAGUCUGGUAGUGGCACCAAUGAAGAGCCUUCAGAGUCUUUAACACACAUCCUGGACCCGGCACAGCACGUUUGUGUAAGAUAAUGGCCCAACAAUCAAAUAUCGGGGAGCUCCUCUCCAUGCUGGAUUCCCCCGUGCUGAGUGUGCGUGAUGACGUAACAGCUGUCUUUAAAGAGAACCUCAAUUCUGACCGUGGUCCAAUGCUUGUAAACACCUUGGUGGAUUAUUACCUAGACACCAAUUCUCAGCCGGUGUUGCACAUCCUGACUACCUUGCAAGAGCCCCAUGAUAAGCACCUCUUGGACAAAAUGAAUGAAUACGUGGGCAAAGCCGCCUCUCGGUUAUCCACCCUCUCGUUACUGGGGCACGUCAUAAGACUGCAGCCAUCUUGGAAGCAUAAGCUCUCUCAAGCACCUCUUUUGCCUUCUUUACUAAAAUGUCUCAAGAUGGACACCGAUGUCGUCGUCCUCACAACAGGCGUCUUAGUGUUGAUAACCAUGCUACCCAUGAUUCCACAGUCUGGGAAACAGCACCUUCAUGAUUUCUUUGAUAUUUUUGGCCGUCUUUCGUCAUGGUGUCUGAAGAAACCAGGCCACGUGACAGAAAUCUAUCUUGUCCAUCUCCAUGCCAGUGUUUAUGCUCUCUUUCAUCGCCUUUAUGGAAUGUACCCUUGCAACUUUGUCUCCUUUCUACGUUCUCACUACAGUAUGAAGGAAAACUUGGAGACUUUUGAGGAAGUGGUCAAGCCAAUGAUGGAGCAUGUGCGAAUUCAUCCGGAAUUAGUGACUGGAUCCAAGGACCAUGAACUGGACCCUCGAAGGUGGAAGAGAUUAGAAACACAUGAUGUUGUAAUAGAAUGUGCCAAAAUCUCUCUGGACCCUACAGAAGCCUCAUAUGAAGAUGGCUAUUCUGUGUCUCACCAAAUCUCAGCCCGCUUUCCUCAUCGUUCAGCUGAUGUCACCGCCAGCCCUUAUGUUGACACACAGAAUAGCUAUGGGAGUGCUACUUCUACCCCUUACUCCAUUUCUCGGCUGACAUUGUUAAAUACGCCAGGGCAGCUACCUCAGACUCUGAGUUCCCCAUCGACACGGCUGUUAACUGAGCCGCCACAAGCUACUCUUUGGAGCCCAUCUAUGGUUUGUGGUAUGACCACUCCCCCAACUUCUCCUGGAAAUGUCCCACCUGAUCUGUCACACCCUUACAGUAAAGUCUUUGGUACAACUGGUGGAAAAGGAACUCCUCUGGGAACCCCAGCAACCUCCCCUCCUCCAGCCCCGCUCUGCCAUUCAGAUGACUAUGUGCACAUUUCACUCCCGCAGGCCACAGCCACACCCGCCAAGAAGGAAGAGAGAACAGAUUCUGCAAGGCCUUGUCUACAUAGACAACAUCAUCUUCCGAAUGACAGAGGAUUAGAAGAGCUACCUGGCAGCAAAGGUUCUGUCACUCUAAGUGAUCUUCCAGGGUUUUUAGGUGACCUGGCCUCUGAAGAAGAUAGUAUUGAAAAAGAUAAAGAAGAAGCGGCAAUAUCUAAAGAACUCUCUGAGAUCACGACAGCCGACGCUGAGCUCCUGGUUCCUCGAGGAGGCUUUGACUCUCCCUUCUACCGGGACAGUCUCCCGGGCUGUCCGCGCAAGACCCAUUCUGCCGCCUCUGGUACUCAGGGCACCAGUGUGAACCCUGAGCCUUUAAAUUCCUCCCUGGACAAGCUCGGGCCUGACACACCAAAGCAAGCCUUCACUCCCAUAGACCUGCCCUGUGGAGGUGCUGAGGAAGGCCCUGCCGGGAACAGGGGUCGCCAGCCUUCUCUGGAGACCAGUAUCCUCACUCCCAGCCCUUGUAAAAUUCCACCUCCAAGGGGAGUGGGCUUUGGAAGUGGGCAGCCUCCCCCAUACGAUCAUCUUUUUGAGGUGGCAUUGCCAAAGACCGCCCAUCAUUUCGUCAGCAAGAAGACGGAGGAACUAUUAAAGAAAGCAAAAGGCAACGCCGAGGAAGACUCUUGGCCCUCUACCUCCCCAGUGGAAGUGUUGGACAGGCUGAUCCAGCAGGGAGCAGACGCGCACAGCAAGGAGCUGAACAAGUUGUCUUUACCCAGCAAGUCUGUUGACUGGACCCACUUUGGAGGCUCUCCUCCCUCAGAUGAGAUCCGCACCCUCCGUAACCAGUUGCUUUUACUGCACAACCAGUUACUUUAUGAGCGUUUUAAGCGGCAGCAGCAUGCUGUCCGGAACAGGCGGCUCCUCCGCAAGGUGAUUAGAGCGGCGGCUCUGGAGGAACAUAAUGCUGCCAUGAAAGACCAGUUGAAGUUACAAGAGAAAGACAUCCAGAUGUGGAAGGUUAGUCUGCAGAAAGAACAAGCCAGAUACAGUCAGCUUCAGGAGCAGCGAGACACGGUGGUAACCCAGCUCCACAGCCAGAUCAGACAGCUGCAGCAUGACCGAGAAGAAUUCUACAACCAGAGCCAGGAAUUACAGACAAAGCUGGAGGACUGCAGGAAUAUGAUUGCAGAGCUGCGCCUGGAAUUGAAGAAGGCCAACAGCAAGGUGUGUCACACCGAGCUGCUGCUCAGUCAGGUUUCUCAGAAGCUCUCAAAUAGUGAGUCGGUCCAACAGCAGAUGGAGUUCUUGAACAGGCAGCUGCUGGUUCUUGGAGAGGUCAACGAGCUGUAUUUGGAACAACUGCAGAACAAGCAUUCAGACACCACGAAGGAAGUGGAAAUGAUGAAAGCUGCAUAUCGGAAAGAACUAGAAAAAAACAGAAGCCAUGUUCUCCAGCAGAAUCAGAGGCUUGAUACCUCCCAAAAACGGAUUUUGGAACUGGAAUCUCAUUUGGCCAAGAAAGACCAUCUUCUUUUGGAACAGAAGAAAUAUUUAGAGGAUGUCAAACUGCAGGCAAGAGGACAGCUGCAGGCCGCAGAGAGCAGGUAUGAGGCUCAGAAAAGGAUUACCCAAGCGUUUGAAUUGGAGAUCUUAGAUUUAUAUGGCAGGUUGGAGAAAGAUGGCCUCCUGAAAAAACUUGAAGAAGAAAAAACAGAAGCAGCUGAAGCAGCAGGAGAAAGGCUUGACUGUUGUAGUGACGGCUGCUCGGAUUCUGUAGUAGGGCACAAUGAAGAGGCAUCUGGCCACAACGGUGAGACCAAGCCCCCCAGACCUGGCAGCACCCGGGGCAGUAGUGGAAGUAGAGGUGGCGGCGGCAGCAGCAGCAGCAGUGAGCUUUCUACCCCGGAGAAACCCCCAAACCAGAGAGCAGGCCUCUUCAGUAGUCGGUGGGAAACUACUGUGGGCGAGCCCUCUACCAGCAUCCCUACGACUGUUGGCUCACUUCCCAGUUCAAAAAGCUUCCUGGGCAUGAAGGCUCGAGAGCUAUUUCGUAAUAAGAGUGAAAGCCAGUGUGAUGAGGACGGCAUUACCAUCAGUAGCCUUUCUGAGACCCUAAAGACAGAACUGGGCAAAGACUCAGGUGUGGAAGCCAAGACUCCCCUGAACCUAGAUGGCCCAUACCCAUCUCCCCCAAACCCAGACAGUGUGGGACAGCUCCGUAUCAUGGACUACAAUGAGACUCAUCAUGAACACAGCUAAGGAUGAUGGUCAAUCAGUGUUAACUUGCAUUUGUUGGUAUAGAAGAGGAGGUGUGAAUGCACGUUUCAAACCUUUCCUAUUUCCAGGGUCUGAGUGGCUAGCUCACGCAGUGGAAAUGGGAUGGAGGUCUUUUUGACAGUUGACUGAAUGCGGAACGGUUUUUGGAUCUGGCAUUGAAAUGCCUCUUAACCUUCCCCACAACCCACCCCCAAACCUCUCUCUCAUUUACCUAGCAGUGUGUACUAAUCCGAGGGCCAGUUUGCGUUCCUCAGUAGCUUUAUUUUCUUCCUUUUUCUCCCAAAAUGGUUGCGUCCUUUGAACCUGUGCAAUAUGAGGCCAAAUUGAAUCUUUGAGUCUAACACACCACUCUCCUUUCCUGAAACUGAGGUAACGGGGUUGGCUCUCCGUUAGCCCAGGUAAUUGGUGGCGUCGCAGGUAAGUCUGAUUCUGUCCCUUUCCAGGAGGAUGUAGCGUGCAGAGUGACCAUCUUCACAUGAAAGCUUUUACAUUAGACUGUUUCACUGCUUUUGGUUCUGAAGUUCAGUAUCUAAAGCAGCAGAUCUAGAAAAACAAUGGUUUCUUCACCCUUACGUUCUUUUGGCGGUUCUGAUAAGCUUCCUAGAAAAUUCUGUGUGAACAAACGUCUGUUGUUUGAAAAGUCUGGAGCUGGCACUGUGGAGACCAUACUCCCCUUUGGGAGUGCUCUGUCCCCUUUCCCCACUACCUCUUAUUUAUUUGGGGUUUGCUCGAAAGCUGGUACUGUUCUGACCAGAGGCUGGUGUGUGGGUGUUAAGACCUGCUCUUGGCAGGAAGGAAGGAUGGUGACUGGAGCAGUUACCUGAGAUGCACUUGUAGGUGAGGAGGUGAGGAGCUGCCCCUCCAGGCUGGGUUGUGCUAGCUGAGCCUUGUGGUUAAACUCCAUCUGUCUGCCUCCGUUUGUGUUCCCUUGCACCUCUUGUGUAUGUCAACUUCUUUGUGACGCUGCAGCAGAAAGGCUCUGAAGGUCCAAAGAGUCUCCUCAAAGUUUAUAUGACCAAUGUUUCUCAGGCUGUUAAAGUUGCCUCACUAUAGUAGGUUCUAGGCCACCAAAAAGGUAACAGCUUUUUCGCACCAAUUCUAACUUUCAGGGGCUGACUCUCCAGGGAGCUUGAAGCUGCUACCCUCCCACACGUUAGGAAUGGUAGAGCAUUUUAAAGUAGAGUCUUGGAGAGUGUUGGCAAAUGCUGGCUGCCAUGGACCCAGUGGGCUGCCCACACACACUCAUGAGAGGUGAUACCAGUCAGAACACUGGCAGUGGCAGAGAGUCUGAACUCAGCAAAUGCUCCUGAAAUAAAUGCUAAAAGCCUAAGAAUUAUUGCCUAGUGUUCCAGCUGAGGCAAGGAGAGACUGGUAGGAAAGAGCCAAUGAACUUGGUUUUUCUCUUUCUGUUCUUUUAGUUAAAAGUAUAGAAGGGUUCAGCCAUGAAGAGGGACAAACUGUAAUGGUACGAAAUCUUACUGCAUAUGGAAGCUUCCAGCACGUAAGGGUAAAGGUCUCUUUUUUUAACUAUGGCAAUAAAUAUUCUAGUAUCCCUAACAAAGGGAGCUAGAUAAUGAGAGACUCCAUGUCACCAGGGCUAUACUGGCAGAAGAUCUCCUUGGGACAAGAUUUUCAGGUGUGACUGACUGAUUCCCAGCUUGAGAGAGGGUGUGGACCCGACUGCGCUCAGCCCAGCAUGGUGCUGGCAAUUGCUGCUGGAUGUCCAGUGUGGAGUGUUAAUAACACCACACAUUUAAUUCAGCUUUGUCCAAAGGAAAGCUUAAAAUCAAACACAUUCUAGUUUCCUGGUUCAGUUUUAGAAAAGGAAAACAUGAACAAAUUCAGAAAGGAAAAAAAAUGUUUCAGGCUAACAAGUGAAACCAGUUCUAAAUGCUUGCCCCCUCCCUGAGCCCAGGAGAUCUGUGCCACAGAACAAAGAUACCAGGGGCUUUAGUCAAAGCCUUUCCCCUGACCAGCUGGCAAUGGCCAGGAGGCCAAUGUGAAGAAA